Paramuricea clavata is the source of this 7893-nucleotide messenger RNA. Lineage: Eukaryota; Metazoa; Cnidaria; Anthozoa; Malacalcyonacea; Plexauridae. The record is from the annotation of a GenBank genome assembly.
AUGGAGCAGGAAGAUUUGGAAGAAAUGAAACUUAUUAGAGGUAAGGUUUCCAUCAGCCCCAGUCAUGGAAUGCACCCUGAUCAGUAUUACAGUGCGUCUACUGUAAGUGGGGCCACUUAGAGAACACUAACCAAUCGCAUUGCAGAACAGAAAGAAAAAUCUAAUCAAACUAAAGCUCGUCCAAUCAAAAGAAAGAUUCAGGAAGCCAUAAACUGCAGUGUUUACUUUUACAUGUCUAUUUUUACCGUUUGACAUUCGUUUAUUUGUUCGAAUUGUUUUUGCCCUAAUGCUGAUUGGCUAAUGCGCCGUUUCUUGAUUUUUUCACUUUCUGUUCUGCAAUGUGAUUGGUUAGUGUUCUCUAAGUGGCCCCACUUACUGUAGACGCACUGUAAUAGACCUAUAUAUUUUGGCAUUCAACAAUAGAGGCCCUUGAAGCGGGCAGUUGAAGGGGUUAUGACCGACAGGUGACAUUCCUUAAAAAGAGGCGGAAGACUAGGCGGUCCAGCUUCUGACUCGGAAAAAGCAGCAAAUUGCGAUAUGUGUUAUGAUGGGUCAAAAGUCUGCCUCGUCCCCAGUCGCUUGCUAUCAAAUAAUUAAUUAGUAAAAGACGAAAAUUUUCCCAGCAUGCAUCACAACAGAUUUGUUCAGCCACUGAUCUAUAUAUUAAACUGAUAUGUCUAUAUAUACACUGAUCUACAAACAGUAAGGGCCUGCGGAGGAGGCAGGGUCAAAAGUGACAUGACGUCAUGACGUGUAUUACAAUAUUAAUAAUUGCGACAAAGCAGCUACAAAAUGAAUGACAAUUAAGUGACCUUCGUUACACCCUAUGUUACUGUCCAGCUGCUAAAUACAGCAGCAUCAUAAAGUUUGUGUUUUGGCAGGAAAUAACCCCGACCAUUAAUAUUAAUUUUCCCACCAAAACAUGCAUUGGUGUACGUCUGCGAAACUGGGGUCUAGCCAACAUAAGUAACUGCAUUACAUUUUAAUGUAGAAGCAAAGCAGAAAGAUAUGCCUACAAACCCAACCACACAAAACAAUCCAUCACCUAGCUCUUCAAAAGGUAUGUUGCUGUAGGAAACUGGAAGGUGCAUCAUUAGAGUUAAUUAUGUAGUGUGUGCCUCUGCACUCUACUGACUCCAAAAAAAUUAGGAAUCUACAGGUAUACCCCUGUCGACCCCUCACCACUGCUUCACAAAGGUAAUGGUGCAGUAAAAGAGUGUAACAUGACUCUGAGGGUAUGAAAAGUCUGAGGAUAUGAAAAGUCUGAGCUAAACAUGUUGCUGUAAAUAUUUUUCCUAGAACAAGAAGGCAGUCAAGAGGGAGUGUCAUCAUUAAUGGGCUUUUCUGGAUUUGGUAGGUUUUCGUAUAAUUACAAUUUGGGCUCUAGUAAAUGUAUGAAAUGUUUGCAAAUGAGAGACAGGGAGGCCAAUUAAUUUACUAAGCAGUGGCGGCCAGGCAUGUGUCGGGAUGGUUUCUGCCUUUAGCAUUUGGGUAGAAAUCAGGGUCUUAAAUAGGCCUUAAACUCAUAUAAAGUGGGUUUUUGAAGUGUCAUUUUCACCAGCUCUCACAAACAGAAAAAAGUGGCAAUGAAAGUAUUUUAUAGUUUACCCUUUCUUAAAUACUGUGGUAAAAUAGGGAGGAAAGCUCGACAGUUUGAUAUUAAUGAAAUGAUGGCGAUAGCCAAGAGAAGAGCAGCUGAUGCAGCAGAGGAAAAGUCUAAAGCCAAAGGUGAGCUUUUAUGCAAGUGUGUUUUGGUUCUUGAAAUAUGCUGGAGAGUGCUUAAUACCUUGACAAGAAAGCAAAUAGUAUACGGUAGGCUUGUUUGAAAUAAAUAAAUAAUAAAUAAUGAAUAUAUUUGCAAGGUGAUGAUGAUGAUUUAAGUGAUGAUGAGGCACCAUUUGUCAUUAUGCCACCAGGAAAAGAACCAUCUGAAAAUGAUAUGGUAUGAUUGCUUCCUAAUGUAUUAUUUAUAUAUACAGAUUUCUAUAACAAUAUGUAUCCAGUCAGAUGUUCUCUGGCCUGGCCAGCUAGGGGGUGCGCUACCACUCAAUGGGUUAAAACCAGAGAAUGUCUACAAACUUAUUAAUUGCUCAAGCUAGGUAGCUAAUGUACUUGACUUGCUCAAUGUAGCUAAUGUACAGCUAUAAGACUGCAAUGAAUUUUGAACUAAUUGUUUUAUCAGAGUACUAGAGAAGGCAGAAAAGAGAAUAAAGAUAGUGAUGAUGAUGACGACAGUGAUAGUGAAGUAUGAAUUGAAACCAUAUUGUUUGCCUUUAAGAUGUUGAAAUAAAUUAACAUGAGGCAUUGAUGUUCAUUGUGUUUUAUUUCUGUUUACAAUCCUCUUUUAAACCCCAAUAUAGAGCAUGGAGUCAUCCAUACCUUGCAGUCACGAAAUCACAUUGGAACAUGGGGCAAAGACUGUAAGUUUCUUUGUGCUGCUGUGCAUUUCAGUAAUCAACUAGAUUAAACUGUAGGCCAGGAAGAUUGUAGCAAUGUUUGCAUGGUGAGUGUUACAAUUAUGGGAAGAGCAAGUUAGAAUGUUUUCUUUGUUUCCAGGUUUCAGCUCUGUCAUUGGAUACAAGUGGCUCCCGAGUUAUAUCUGGUGGGCAUGAUUACGAUGUUAGUAUUGAGGAUCAGAAAUCUGAAAACAAAGCGAAGAAUUGUCACAUACCCUGUGUUUGGAUCAUACUUCCUUAAGUUGACCUUUUAAGCUUAAGAUUAGUUGUAAAUAGUUCAAACAUUGUGAAUCACAAAUUAAUCUUUUAGGUGCAAUUAAUGCCCCAUAAUACACACUAUUUUAUGAUUUUACUCUGCCGGACAAUUUUAUCCUGUCCAACACCAGACAAUUUUACUUGUCAAGGGAGAUUCUACUUGAGUGCUGGCACUCAAUGGGUUACAGUACCAUUCAGGGUGCGAUAAUUCGCGUACUUACGUACCGGAGAUGUCUUGGCAUGAAACAUGAUUGCACUGAUGGCACUAAGAAAAGUUGGAGUCGUUUGUUUGAAAGAGCAAAACUCCGUUUUUAAAUAGCAAAACACCCUUUUCAAAUAGCAAAACUCCCUUUUCAAAUAGCAAAACUCCCUUUCCAAAUAGCAAAACACCCUUUUCAAAUAGCAAAACUCCCAUUUCAAAUAGCAAAACUCACGCGAUGGCCAAGCCACCCCGCACGCUGCAGGCCUCAAAUACCCUUUUCAAUUAGCAAAACUCCCUUUUCAAAUGGCAAAACUCCCUUUUCAAAUAGCAAAACUCCGUUUGCUAUCUCGUAGUCUGGACAUACUUUUCAGAAACCUGUACUUUAUGAACCUUAUUUCUAAAGACUAAGUACACAUUGAGUACUGAGUUUGUUCUAGCGCAAGUACGCGGCAACAACCAUUGGCGUACCAGUCAGGUACGACUAGAAAUCUUGAAUGAUCGUACCCUGUGUACUAUAUAGUAACCAGAAAAGUUUUCCCAUAGGUAUUUCUGUUACCAAAGAUUGUCUCUUUGCAUUGCAUCUGUAGAUAAAAUUUUGGGACUUUAAUGCGAUGGGUGCAUCAUUGUCUGCAUUCAGAAAUAUCCAACCUUGUGGUUGUCAUCAAAUCCGUUCGUUGGAAUAUAGCUCGACUGGAGACACAAUUCUUGUUUGUUCUGGCAAUGCUCAGGCAAAGAUAUUGGACCGUGAUGGCUUUGAAGCUAUGGAAUGUGUCAAAGGAUAUCAGUAUUUAUUUGAUAUGGCCAAGACAAAGGUACUUUUUACUGUAUCACUUUCUUGUUCAUCCUGCCAACUGUUCCAUACUUUCAUUCUAUCACUCCAUUCAAUUAAUUCUUCAACUAUUAGUUAUGAAACCAAUCGCACAUUACUGAGACAAUUGGUCGAACAAUCAAUUAAAUAAUCAAGCAAGGCAAUCAGCAGUCAAUAAUGUAUUAUAUCUAUUGUUUUAUCCUUUCAUUCAAUCACUCCAUCUAACCAAUUAAUAGCAAUCAUUUAUACAGUUACUGUUUUAAUUAGAGACACUAAAUUCACAGACUCACAUGCAGGGUUCGUACGGGUCCUGGAAAGUCAUGGAAUUUCAAUAUUCCAAAAUCCAGGCCUGGAAAUCCUAGAAAAUCAAUUUUAGUCAUGGAAAAUUGAAAUUUUACAAAACAUUAACAAAGCAUUUUAAUUACUUAUUUCAAUUUACCAGUCAUAACAAUAAUAUGAAUUGUUGUCAUAACGGAUUUUUGCAAGAGCGAAGUGAAUUUUGUUCUUUUAUUAUAUCUGUCAUCGUUAAAAUAUUAACGAAUUUCAGAAAUUUAAGAGCCUGGUUACGAGGUUGCAGAAAUUUCAGGUCAUGGAUUUAAAAAAAAAUGGUCAUGGGAAGUCAUGGAAUUUUAAAUGGGAGACGGUGUACGAACCCUGCACAUGUUAUUAAUCCCCCAUUCCCCCUCCCCCUCCCUCAAAAUAGAAUCCUGGUAGCUUUUCACUGGUAAUAUCAUAUCCUAUAGGGUCAUGUUUCCAUGUUGAAUGGUGGUUGCUGGCAUCCAAAGGAUCGGGAUAAAUUUAUGACGUGUGGUGAUGAUGGGUAAGACAACAAAUACAUUGGAUUACCCAGGGUAUCUUCCAUCUAUAAACUUUUUACAUCUUUAUUUGCAGUACAGUGAGGCUAUGGGAUGUGAACGUGCCUAAAAAGAAUAUCAAUGUAUUGAAGACAAAAAGUAUCCAGGGUAGGUUUCGGAAUUUAUUCAAAUACAUAUUUUAAAUGUAAAGGUUUGGGUUGUCGUAGUAUUCCUUUCGUGAUUAUGGUUCAUUUUCUAUAACUGUAAGCAUGAAUGAAAAGCUUAUGAAAAUUGUAUUAUUUCAGGUAAAAAAGCUGUUCCAACGCACUGUGCAUACAGCAAAGAUGCUAAAUAUAUCGUCGCUGGUGUCCAGGUAGCAUGAGUUAGAAAUACUUUCUUACUUUUGUCUUUUAUUUCACAUAUAUCUCAUUCAGUGUGGUCAGACCAUUUCUAAGCAGGAUUUAUCUCCAGAUUAAGGCAUGAUCCGACCUCCUUUCAUCGCAGAAACUGAAUAGUUUCCUUUUUUCUUAGGAUGGAACCAUUCAUGUGUGGGACACCAAGAAACCGUUUGUAAGUAAAAUGUAUUCAAUUAUACAAAUGCCAUGCAUGGUCAAAGAUCAAAACAAACUUGCAUCAAGCUUUAGCAUAUUUCUGAAAUCUGCAUUCUUUUCUCCCAGGUUCAUCCAACAUUUUUGAUCAAGAAUGCUCACGCUAACGGAAGUGACAUUUCAUGUUUGAGAUUCACCUAUGAUAGCAAUAUAUUUGCCUCAAGAGGAGGUUAGUCAUUGUUCUCUACUUCCAGAAUUUAUCAGCCAUGUAUAAUGGCUAACAUUUGCAUAUAACUUUCUCAAGCGUUCCAUUAUACCUCAGUGGUAAGAGCGCUGGAAUGUUAAGCCAGGGACCUUGGUUUCGAUUCCACAUUCGGAACUCAUUUUUCACGACAAGACAUUUGACUCCAUUUGAACACACUAAGUUACUUUUCCAACACUGUUGAGGGCGACAACAAUAAAAGAGAGGAUAAAAUACUUGUAUUUUCGUCAGGAGAUGACUCCAUGAAACUGUGGGAUCUGCGAAACAUCAAGAAACCAGUGAAUGUUGCUCUUAACCUUCCAAAUGCUUUCUUAACGUAAGUUUAAAUGAUGGAGUUUGGUCGUUUGUAAACGUCUUGGUUAUACUCUAAAUUCCACCUCUGUCUGUAGUUUAAAGGAGGUUUACGUCGUCUCUCUAGGUUCUCAGAAACAAACUAACUUUGGUUCAAAACAAUUUGGGCUGAAUUCCUUCAUAAAACGAUAUUUUUGCUUUAGGACAAGUUGUUUCUUCAGUCCAGAUGAAAAACUUAUUGGAACAGGCACAUCAGUACGCAAAGGACAGGUAAUGGAUUCAUCAUUUCUAUAUUCUUAUGACAGUGAUUCUCUUCGCUUCAUAAUUUUACCGUCUUAAUUACCAUUUUUCAGGGAAAUGGGAAGUUGGUAUUCUACGAAAAAUCCACCUUUAAAAAAGUCCACGAGUAUUCUGUUACAGAUUCUGUAAGAGUUUUUUUCAAUUUUUUAUCUUCCCCUGAAGUAGCAAGAAUACAGAGUCCUGUAGAGGCAUUGCUUAAGCUACUGUGUAUUUAGUGUUUUCAUUAUUAUUUGUUAUUUUUUUCUUCAGAGUGCCGUCAGUUGCAUGUGGCAUCCAAAGAUUAACCAAAUUUUGGUUGGUUGUGGUAAUGGAAAAGUUAAAGUUUUCUUUGAUCCACAGCGAAGUACAAGGUAAGAGAUUUUGUCUUAUUCUGGUGAUGAAUUUCUUUAUUAUGAAGAAGAAAUUGGAGAAUGCCUUGCAUGGGACUCACAGUCCUGUGCGCACUCCUGCCGCUUGGGCGUUGCCCAAUAAGGUUAAGAAAUUAUUUUUGACAUCAUGAUACUUUUUGCAGGGGAGCAAUCAUGUGCGUUUCAAAGGCGACGAAGAAAAGCCAGAUUCGUGAAAUGCAACUUCCUCCAAGGAUUAUUACACGUAAGACUUUUUUAAAAGUGGUGUUGUGCUUAGGAUUAAAAAUUGAAUUGUGAUUAUCAUUGCAAGGAUGAUUACAUAUUGUUAAAGGGUCGAAAUGUCAAGUCCGUAUUGAGUACAACGAAUCUACUCGUUAACUAAAAGAUUCAUUUCUCUCUACCAGCCCAUGCUCUGCCAAUGUUCCGACAAAAUCAAGGUGGUGCCACAAUGAAGAAAGUGAAAGAUAAAGAACGUGCCGAUCCCAUCAAGUCACGAAAACCAGAAACCCCUCUCACUGGCGCAGGUAAUGUAAAAUCAAAUGAUUCUUUUAUUGCUUGCAACCAUUUUUCAAUUAUCAUUUAAGCAAUAUCAACGAAUGUUGAUAUGCAAUUUUUCUUGUUGAUAUUGCUAUUUUUCUUGUUAGGAAAGGGAGGCCGAGUUGCUUCUGGUAUCAGUUUAUCCCAAUUCGUUUCUAAGAAUUUGGCUGUAAAGAAUCUUGACGACUCCAAUCCUCGGGAAUCUAUUCUCCGUCAUGCGAAAGUAUUAUUAAUUAUCUUAUAUAUUAUAUGUGGGAAUAAAAUGCUGGUAUUAUUCGAAGAAAAUCAUCUUUAGAAAUGACUAAAACAACUGCUUUACGAGAAAAAAAUUAUAUACGUCUCAAAUGGUUACACCAUGACCUUCUCGAAGUGCAUCCCAACGACCUUGUAGAGGUAUUGCUUACAGCAUUACUAAUACAUUAUCAAUGUUAAGCUUAACCUUAUACGUUUUGUAGGAGGCUGCUGAGAAUCCAUUUUGGGUGAGCCCCGCCUAUUCCAAGUAAGUAUCCCGUUUGAAUCUCGCUAUACGUUUCUGUUUUGCCCUUCGUGUGACAUUAUCACUCUUUCUGCUUAUUCUCACUGGAUGGUGAUCUCAGUGCUUUCGCCACCACACACACUCUUGGACAGGGUGUCCACGGGCCUUGAAAAUGCUGGAAAGUCCUUGAAUUGGAAAAAAAAUUCCAGGCCUGGAAAGUCCUUGAAAAUCAGUAGAAGUCCUUGAAAGUCGUGGAAUUAAUUACUUUAACCUUCAGCUGUGCCAACAUUAGUGAUUUUGAUUAAAAUUACUGAAUAAAACAAUUAUUUACGGCAAAUCCGUGCCCGCAUUUUCAAAGAUUUUUCCCAGUUCUAGGUCCUUGAAUUUACUGAAAAAGGGCCUUGAAAGUCCUGGAAUUUCACCUUCACCAAAUUAGGGUGGACACCCUGCUUAGAACGGCAUAACUUGUGUACUCCAGUAGCUACAAUAAUUAGUCAAUCCUAUUAUGCACACCUAAUAAUCUUGUCUAGAACUCAACCGCGGACAAUCCUUGCUGAAGAUGAUGAUGAAGAAGAAGAUGAUGAUGAAAGCAAGGCAAAGAAACCGAAGCUUUCGUGA